Messenger RNA from Carlito syrichta (Philippine tarsier), 695 nucleotides. Its product is annotated as 60S ribosomal protein L17. Gene Ontology annotation, molecular function: structural constituent of ribosome. The transcript has 7 exons. The record is from RefSeq and is a predicted model, not a curated record. The coding region runs from base 107 to 661 and encodes 184 amino acids. Gene Ontology annotation, cellular component: ribosome; cytosolic large ribosomal subunit. Gene Ontology annotation, biological process: cytoplasmic translation. NCBI's taxonomy places the organism in Eukaryota, Metazoa, Chordata, Mammalia, Primates, Tarsiidae.
UCCGAUCUCGUUAUUUCGACCGGAAAUCUCGCGAGAGGUCAAGCUGUCUUGAAUUCUCCCAGAAGCCCCCGCUCUUCCUCUUCCCCUAAGCGGCCCGAGGUGAGCAAUGGUCCGCUACUCGCUAGACCCGGAGAACCCCACGAAGUCCUGCAAGUCCCGAGGCUCCAACCUGCGCGUUCACUUCAAGAACACCCGAGAAACUGCGCAGGCCAUCAAGGGCAUGCACAUACGAAAAGCCACCAAGUACCUGAAAGACGUCACCUUACAGAAACAGUGUGUGCCAUUCCGCCGCUACAACGGUGGAGUUGGAAGGUGUGCCCAGGCCAAACAGUGGGGCUGGACACAGGGUCGGUGGCCCAAAAAGAGUGCUGAAUUUUUGCUGCACAUGCUUAAAAAUGCAGAGAGUAAUGCUGAGCUUAAGGGCUUAGAUGUUGAUUCUCUGGUCAUUGAGCAUAUCCAGGUGAACAAAGCCCCUAAGAUGCGCCGCCGGACGUACCGGGCUCAUGGUCGGAUCAACCCUUACAUGAGCUCCCCCUGCCACAUUGAGAUGAUCCUCACUGAAAAGGAGCAGAUUGUUCCUAAGCCAGAGGAGGAGGUUGCACAGAAGAAAAAGAUAUCCCAGAAGAAAUUGAAGAAACAAAAACUUAUGGCACGGGAAUAAAUUCAGCAUGAAAUAAAUGCAGAUAGAAGUGAAA